ACCCCCUCCCCUUUCUAUCCGCCCCUUCGCGCCUCUUCCGACUGUCACUUAGCUUGGAGGCAGGAGGCGUGCGUUGGGGGAGGGGCGUGCCGAGCGAAGUUUUUUUUUUUAAAAAUGGAGCCCUGUUCCUGUGACACUUUUGUGGCAUUACCUCCUGCGACAGUUGAUAAUAGGAUUAUUUUUGGAAAAAACUCAGAUAGACUCUGCGAUGAAGUACAAGAGGUUGUUUACUUUCCAGCUGCAGUGCAUGAUAAUUUGGGAGAACAGCUUAAGUGUACUUAUAUAGAAAUCGACCAAGUUCCUGAAACUUACGCUGUUGUCCUUAGUCGCCCAGCUUGGUUGUGGGGGGCAGAAAUGGGAGCCAAUGAACAUGGAGUUUGCAUUGGGAAUGAAGCUGUAUGGGGAAGAGAAGAAGUUUGUAAUGAGGAAGCACUACUAGGCAUGGACCUUGUCAGACUUGGUCUUGAAAGAGCUGAUACAGCUGAAAAAGCCCUUAAUGUCAUUGUUGAUUUAUUAGAAAAAUAUGGCCAGGGUGGAAACUGUACAGAGGGUAGCAUGGAAUUUAGCUAUCACAACAGUUUCCUGAUAGCUGAUAGGAAAGAAGCCUGGAUUCUGGAGACUGCAGGGAAGUACUGGGCAGCAGAAAAAGUACAAGAGGGAGUUCGUAACAUUUCUAAUCAGCUUUCUAUAACAACCAAGAUUGAUCGGGAACACUCAAACAUGAGAAGCUAUGCCAAGCAGAAAGGUUGGUGGAAUGGCAAAAAGGAGUUUGAUUUUGCUGCAACAUAUUCUUAUCUCAACACGGCCAAGAUGAUGACUUCAUCAGGCAGGUACUGUGAAGGCUACAAGCUUCUGAAUAAACAUAAAGGAAACAUAACUUUUGAAACAAUGAUGGAAAUUCUGAGAGAUAAACCAAGUGGCAUUAAUAUGGAAGGAGAAUUCCUGACCACUGCAAGCAUGGUUUCUAUUUUACCUCAAGAUUCCAGCCUUCCUUGCAUUCACUUCUUUACAGGGACUCCUGAUCCUGAAAGAUCUGUUUUUAAGCCUUUCAUAUUUGUGCCACAUAUUUCACAACUAUUAUAUACCAGUUCACCAACAUUUGAACUUGAAGAUCCAGUUAAAAAGAGGCCACAAUUUAAGAUUAAGCCUGAUAGAAGACACCCACUCUACCAAGAACAUCAACAGGCAUUGGAAAUCAUGGAUAAUAAUGAGGAAAAAGCCAAAACAAUGUUGGACAACAUGAAGAAGCUGGAGAAGGAACUAUUCAAAGAGAUGGAAUCAGUCCUCCUAAACAAGCAUCUUGAUGUGGAUAAAAUUGUUAAUCUUUUUCCUCAGUGUGCAAAAGAUGAAAUUAGCAUUUAUAAGUCGAAUAUUAGUUCUUAGUGAUAACAUGCAUGGUUGGAAAUCUUCCUCAUAGAUCGCCUUGCUAAACAACAUAAACCUACUUUGAGCAAAUCUGAUUAUUCCUUAAUAGCAUUCAGGUGAUAUCUAGACUAUUAAAAUUAGUUUUCUAAGACACUGAGAAACAGGGAAGAGGGAGAGAAUGGAGGCAGGGGGCAGGGGGAGAAAUGACCCAAACAAUGUAUGCACAUGUGAAUAAAUGGAUAAUUAAAAAAAAGAUACUGAGAAACAAAACAUUGGACUAGAACACAUAGAGUUAUGCUAUUUCUUUUAGUCACAAUAACUGUCAAUAAUUAAUAUUCAAUUCUGUACAUAACACGAAGCAUUAACAUGAUUCAUGUUAAUUAUAAUUGUGUUAUUAGAAUUCUGUAGUGCCCUCAAGCCAUUUUUUUCAAUUUUAUUAAGAAGUCAGAUUUCUUUUUUUUUUAGUAAUGGAAAAUAUCUCAAAUUGUGUUCUUGUGCUUUCAGCAAAAAUGAACAAGAACAAUUUUUAGAUUUUUCACAUUCUUUGUAAUGACACUAACUGUAUUUUGCAAAUAUACUUUUAUUAAAUUCAAAUAUGCUCUUUGUCAAUAGUUGGCUGGCCAGUGAAUUUGUAGCUGUAUCAUCUAGCCUCCCUCUUGCUGUCUUGGAAACCACUGAUCUUUUGUCUUCAUAAUUUAGCUUUUUCCAGAAUGUUCUGUGGUUAGAAUCAUACAGGAUGUAGCCUUUUCAGAUUGGUUUAACUUACUAGUAAUAUGCAUUGAAGGUUCUUCUGUGUUUUUUCCUGGCUUGAUAGCUCAUUUCUUUUUAGCACUGAUGAGUAUCCCUUGUUGAUGCAGCACUACUAAAGGACAUUAGUUUUUUCCAAGUUUUGGCAAUGAUGAAUAAACCUAUAAACAUCAUUGUACGUGUUCCUGUGUGGAUGUAAAUUUUCAACUCACUUUGGGUAAAAAUAAUAAUUGCUGAAUCAUAUGGUAAAUGUAUGUUUAGUUUUAUAAUAACCUGCUGAACUCUCCAGAGUGGCUACCAUUUUGUAUUCGUAGCAGUGUUGCUCCACAUCCUUGUCAGCACUUGUUGCUGCCAGUGUUUUGGACUUUGGCCAUUUUAAUAGACCUGUGGUUGUUUUCAUUUUAAUUUGUAAUUUCUAACAACAUGUGACAUUGAGUAUCUUCAUAUGCUUAUUUGCUAUCUUAAUAUCUUCUUUGAUGAGGUAUCUGUUCAGAUCUUUUGCCCAGUUUUUAAUCAGGUGUUCAUUUUCUUAUUGACUAAAAUGCUUUUUCUUUUCUUUUAAUCAUCUCUCCAUGUGUUGAGAUUCUGAAAUGCUUUUAAAGACUUGUUCUUAGGUUAAUGUCUCAAUCUUUAAUAAAUACCAAUGAGAUAUCAUGCUGCUCUGUCCGCCCCCUGUAUAGAUCAUAUUAUACUUUUACCAUUGGUUUUAAGUUUCAACUAUGCUGCUCUUUCAAGUCCUUCAAUGUACCUUGAAUGUACUGGCUUGCACCACUUAUCCCAUGUGCUUCCCUUUAUGUACGUAGUUCUUUUCAUACUUUAGAAUUUUGCCAAGAAAAGUUUUCCACAUACAACCAGGUCAGGUCUCUUGUAUAUACUCUUGGAGCUAAUGUUAUCCUGAUUCCAAAUUAAUUGCACAUUUAACAUCUGUGUUUCACAGUAGAAUAGUCUCUAUGAGGGUAAUAGUCAUAUUUGUUCUUAUUGUUUUGUGCCUAGUGGUCAGUAUGGUAUCUGGCACAAUAAACAUCUGUUAAAUGAAUAUCCAAGUACUGAUAAAAAUAAUCUACACAACCCUCUUCUCUGUCUAUAGAAAUGUAAGGUUGAGAAAAUUAGCUAGACAGUCUAUCUGUACAACUUACUAGUCUUUGAUAAAGUCUCAAGUCAACCUGUCUCCUCUUUUCCCUAUUAAAAAUGGGAGUAACUCCUGUGGUAAAAGCAAGGAUUAUUGUAAAGAUAUAUGAAUUAAUUUAUAAAGCAGCUUGAGAGAUUUUCACGUAUAAAUUCCAACAUGGUAUUUGGGCUGUGGGUACUUGUGUG
Molecule: messenger RNA, 3426 nt
Organism: Castor canadensis (American beaver)
Lineage: Eukaryota; Metazoa; Chordata; Mammalia; Rodentia; Castoridae
Gene: Scrn3
Product: secernin 3
Biological process (GO): proteolysis
Molecular function (GO): cysteine-type exopeptidase activity; dipeptidase activity
Source: RefSeq, a predicted model, not a curated record